UUUUUUGUGUUCAUCCAGGACCAGACUAUAUGUGAGCUCACGUCCCACACCGAGUGGCUGAAGUUGGAUCUGCAAUGCAAGCUGAAUUGGAAGGAUAUGGAAUACACCAUGAAGAUGAAAAGUUUUUUUCAGGGUUAUCGCCAGCAGAUGAAAGCUUUGAAAGACCAAAUUCAGGUGCUGAACACUGAGAGGGAGGACCAGAAGGAUUCUCACCAGAAGGCGCUGACCGAGUUGAAGGAAGAACACGCCAAGCAGCUGGAGGAUCAAAAGCAAAGCCGCUUCGAGGGCCUGCUUGACCAGGACGAGCUGUACCAUGAGCUGCAGCAGAAAAUGCAGAUGAUGGAGAAGAACCAUGCGAAGAAGCUGCGCAAUGCUGAAGACAGCCACCUCUGUGCCAUGGAGAACAUGAAACAGGCCUAUGAAGCCAAGCUGCGGGAGCUACGGGUCGAGUUGGAGCAGGAAGUGAAGAACUUUGAGGAGAAGCAGGUAAGGAUUAAGGAGGUGGCUGAAUCUGAGGUCAUGGAACUCUGCCGCAACUACGAACAUGAUCUCCAGUGAUGUGAUCAGACUUUACAUAAGAACACAAGCUGCAGCACCACCAUAAAUGACAUCUUAGCAUGUGAAAAUAUCUUAAAUAAACCAAACAUGAGAUAAUUAAACCUCUUUGUAGACAGUUUACUAAUUUCAAGAUUUAAUUUGAAGUUUUAUUGGUAGAUAUUUUUUUGCGUCUUUCUAGAACUAAAUGCUUAGACUUAGAAUUAUUAAAACCGUAUAGAAAUAGAUACU
Ictalurus punctatus (channel catfish) is the source of this 786-nucleotide messenger RNA. RefSeq names its product microtubule-associated tumor suppressor 1 homolog. Lineage: Eukaryota; Metazoa; Chordata; Actinopteri; Siluriformes; Ictaluridae. The transcript has 4 exons. Bases 97 to 558 code for a protein of 153 amino acids. The record is from RefSeq and is a predicted model, not a curated record.